This is a messenger RNA of Neospora caninum, 4116 nucleotides long. Its product is annotated as Kinesin-related protein 13, related. Lineage: Eukaryota; Apicomplexa; Conoidasida; Eucoccidiorida; Sarcocystidae. The record is from RefSeq and is a predicted model, not a curated record. Gene Ontology annotation, biological process: microtubule-based movement. Gene Ontology annotation, molecular function: ATP hydrolysis activity; microtubule binding; ATP binding. The coding region runs from base 1 to 4116 and encodes 1371 amino acids. The transcript is spliced from 6 exons. Gene Ontology annotation, cellular component: kinesin complex; microtubule.
AUGCCAGCUUGCAGCAUGUUUUCGGCUCGUGCGGAUAGCAAACCGUCCAAGCCGUCCGUCGUACCUCCCGCCUCCUGCACUCUUGGCCCCUGUCUGAGGAGCGGCAGCUCAAAUACAUUGGCUUCUAGCCGUUGCCAUCUGGCGUCGCCCGUCGCGCCCUACCGACGCUGCGCUGAUACUCGCGAGCGAGCAAAACGACGGACCUCCGUGCCGGCAGGUCUUCUUCAUGCUGGUCAGCCCGAUGCUGAUAACGCUCCUGAGGAUGGCUACGCAAGAAAAGCGGGCAACCACGGGAUGGGCAGUAAGAAGGCGAAUACCUCCAGGGUUCCCGACGAAUGGGGGAUAACAAAUGGGUCUUCUGUCGAGAAUCAUGGAGAAUCUGGCAAAAACGUUGCUGAUAGGCGUGUUGUCGUCCGAAUUCGGGGCCUCACUCUCAAUAGCGGUAGAAAACUGGCACUGUGUGUACAUCCCGAGGACAACACCCGAGUGAUUUGUCAUAGAGGGACUUGCUUACAAGAGUUCCGUUUCAGCAGAGUAUUCGCUGACCCUGAAACGAACGAUGACGUGUAUCGGGAAAUAGGCGGCCAGCGCAUAGUCGAAGCGAUCGGCUUGGGCAUCAAAGAAACUAUCCUCGCCUACGGGCAAACUGGAAUCGAAAUUUUUGGAGAAGUGCUCUAUGAUCUUCUGCCGGAGUGCGAAACGGACCGGAGAACUGGCGCCCCCUUGAUAGUUCGCCACGAAGAAUGCUUCAUCAAGACUUCCAAGUUUACUUUCAAGGUCUGCACAGUCAAUGACGAGCACAGUGCGCUCGAUCUGUUGGAGGAAGCCCGACAGCAACGGCGGGUCGGUGAUUCGCAUCUCAACUCGAGAUCUAGUCGAUCACAUGCAGUGGUUCAAUUCUUCGUGCACACGCGCGUGUCGGAGGAGCGAGCCGUAGAAUUUCUGAAGCGCCCAGUGAUCCCCGAACGUCCCGUGGGCGCAUGCGCCUUCUACGGCGUGCUGACUCUCGUCGAUCUCGCCGGAUGCGAACGCGAAGCACCAUCCUACCUACCACGGCGUCUGUAUACAGCAAAUGGGUAUAAAGACGAGUCGAAGUGGGGAUGCUGCAGCCGCUCUCUGAAUGCCUCGAUUUCAACGCUUAACCGGCUCAUACGCAAAAUGCAGACUAGCACACUUGAUGAGUCCGAUCGUCGGCAGUCAGCCUUGAACAGGGUUUUGUUCGACUACCUCCAGCCCGAGUGUGGCGUUUGCAUGAUUUUUUGCCUCAAUCCGGAAGCAUCAGAACUUCAGGUGUCACUUUCCACCCUCUCUAUUGCGUCGGAAUCGCGUCUCAUCCCUUGCUGGCGGAGGCAGUAUUUCCUUCCUCUGGGUCCGCUUCGAGAGUUCUAUAACGAAUCGGUUAUCUACCAGUCCGCUGACCCAAUCACUGACUUGAUCAAGGCGCGCCGCCCCAUGGUCACCCACGACGCAGUGCCUCUCGCGUCGGCUGACGGCGGUCGUCCUUUCCAUGCCGUCAACAAUUCUGCGCGAGCUGGGCCGCCUUCGUCUGGUGGCACACGAAUGCCACCGGAGAAAAAAAAUAAAAUAGCGGUGGAAGGCGUAGGAACAAGCGACACGUUUGAUGAUAUUUACCCGCUCGCCGCCCCGGUCGCCGUCAGCGAACCUGCGGAUACACUCCGCUUGAAGCAUCGCCAAAGAAGGUCAUCAGACAGCCUCUGUUGUUCGUCACUCUCGUCGCUUCUAGGCGCAGAAGAUUCAUUCCAGUCGACCGGGAGUGGGUCGGAUGCGUGGUUUUCUAAGCUGCAAAAUCAAUCGUCAUCAUCAGUGCAGCUGGCCAGCUGGCCCCUUCGGCAAAGCAUCGGAACGCAGACGAAUCCAUCCGCCGCCUCCCGCUCGUUCUCAGACAGUGGCGCUGGAAGCGACGAAUGGGUUUCUGCUGUAGCAAGCGAGGCUGCAGGUGCACGGCCUUGCUCAGGUGUAUUACGCGUUUCAGUCUUGGACGCCACGUCACUCGGAGAGAUUCUUCGAAAUGCCGGAGCCCUUACUCCCGAACGACUUGAAAGAGUUCUGACAAAGAACGGGCAGCAACGUGAACGAGGAGCGCAUUCGGAAGGUACAAAGGACGUUGAGGUCUCAAGGGAGACCGGGCAAGCUGCUUGCCGCCUUGGGGAGGCGCAAGCUAUACCCGUCCAACUGGGAGACAACGCGACAAGUGUGUUCAUCUUGUUUCCUGCGCCAGCAAACGGGAUGCUGGCAACUCAAAAGGGAGGAGGGAAACAAGACAGUGACUGCGGGUUAAGUAGAGGACCAACUGACGACCCCAGCAACCCUGUUUCGUCGUGUGGCGUCAAAAGCGCUAUCAGUUCUGUUGAGUCGUGCUCGUUUGCGCCGCGAAGCGCCCGCCAGUCGUCUCAGUCCUCCUCUAUCUCCUCUUCAAAUGUUUUCCCCCUCCUCGAAGCGGCUACGCCCGGAACCCCACACUCUCCCCGUCUCCCAUGUUCAGUCUUGGGCACCUCCAUCAAACACACUGUUCCUUCUCCACCGUUCUUAGCUCUACCAACGGACAGUAAGAAAACUUCCCGGCGCCUUGCUUCAGAGAUGAGGGAGUCCUGCGAACACGCCUCAUUAGACGGGGUGCCGACGGGCGUGCGUCCAGGUACACAGAGGCAGCAGAGGCAGCAAGAGAGUUUACCAGUGCGGGGCCGCGCGGACCUAACAGGCACACUCGUGAAAUCGCCUCGCAGUAACGCCGACUCGGUGCCUUUUUCGUUCUCUCGGAAUGCAUCAAUCGGGGACUCAGCCGAACGAACGUCCUGGAGCGGCCAGGCAGGUCGGUGCGCGAACUCUCGCGCAUAUCUCUUCGCUGGUUCAAACCGUUGGGAGCCAAGAGAACAGAACUCCGAGCCGCCUGCAAAUGGAGACUCAAAGACAGGUGCUCCGCUGCUGCGAUCUUUCUCAACGAGCCGUGUUACGUCACAACUGCGCGACGUUUCUGCCCCUACCGCCACGGCUCCGGGCUGCUGCUGUGCGCAGUGCGUUCAACCCACUUGUGCCGACCCCUUCGCCGGGGCGUCUGGGGAACCGGCUGCGUUAGUGCCUUCGCGCGAGGACUGCACGCCCCAUUUCCAGUGUUGCUGUGUGGGGCAACAAAGGGACUUGUGGCGUGGCCUCGAGUUGCGGAAGGAGCAACAGCGGCGGGAGGAGAGGCGCAUUCAGGCGCAGAUCGAACGGAUUGAGAAACAGUUGCAGUCGCUCGUUCACCAACAGACUCCUCCCUGGUCAGCGGUUCCGCACUUGCAAAGGCGUGAGAGCAGCCUUGAAUCUCUGAACGAAUCAAGUGCCGCCAAUCCUCGUGUUGUCGAUGCACUUCUUCUAGCUCGCCGCCUCUUGCUGACUUCUUUUCGUUGCCCCGCCACGUCAACAAGCCCUGCUGGCGCCUCCCAUGAAGCUCAAAGCCGCGGUCCAGCGCUGCCGAACAGACGCACUUUCUCCUCAAAAAGCGGUGCCGCCUCUGACGCAACAAAGCAUCGCCCAUCGGGGUGGUUUUCCGAGCAACAGCGAGCUCUGUCAAAGAGAGCGAAACAGGCUGCAGGUGGAGAAGAUGCACGCCAAGAGCCAGCAGAAGACGACGCACGCCUUACUGCCAACUUGGACGCCAUCGAAGGAAGUCACGGAGUACAGCACGUUUCUUGUGUGCAGCACUCCCUGACAAUUUCUGAACAGGACGUCCACACUCAGCGGCCUGAGGCACACCCGGUGGCAAGAGGAGGCCUAGCGGAGCUUCACGCCGCUACUGACGGCCAGGAUUCCGCCCCCGCUGGCGGCGGGGGCAUGGAGGCGCACAUCUACAAACGGCCUUCUGAUGUGUUCGUAGGCGGAACCUGUGAAGGGGAUUUGCCGUUCUCUCCGAAUCCCCCAGGCGCUUUUCGUUCCCCUCGCGAGGCUGCAACCUUAGAGGAAGAAGGAAACGCAUACAAGAGAGAGUGCCAGGAGCCUUUAGACAUGCAGCAUUCCGAAAAUGGUCACGAGGUGGGGAUGGGGCGUUGCAGCCGGAAACGAAGCGUCACAGAGCCCCCGAUCACCAGAAAAUUCGAAGAAGGUUGUAGCAGACCCUGA